CGUCUUUCUUACUCAUCACAUGUCCUUCUCUUCCAGGCUGUGCUGAAAGACCAGAGUCAAAUGAGGCAGAUGGAGCUGGAGAUAAGACCUGUCUUCUUGGUCCCAGACACCAACGGCUUCAUCGACCACCUCAGCAGCUUGAUAACGCUGCUGGACUGCAGGAAGUUCAUCCUGGUGGUGCCCCUGAUCGUGAUAAACGAGCUGGACGGCCUGGCCAAGGGCCCGGAGAUGGAGCACCGGGCUGCAGUCUAUGCCCGCCAAGUGCAGGAGAGAGCCAGGAAGUCCAUCGAGUUCCUGGAGGAGAGGUUCGAGGGCCGUGACAACUGCCUGAGGGCUCUGACCAGCCGAGGCAACGAGCUGGAGUCCAUCUCCUUCCGCAGUGAAGACACCACCGGCCAGCAGGGAAAUAAUGAUGACCUGAUUCUGUCCUGCUGCCUCCACUAUUGCAACGACAAGGCCAAGGAUUUCAUGCCCUCUAACAAAGACGAUCCCAUCCGUUUGCUCCGCGAAGUGGUUCUGCUGACGGACGAUCGCAACCUGCGAGUCAAAGCGCUGACCCGCAACGUGCCCGUGAGGGACAUCCCCACCUUCCUCAAAUGGGCCCAGGAGGGCUGAGGGGGCCGAGCAGGGAGGAGAGCCCCUGAGUGAGUAACGCAGAGUGUUGCGGUGGGAGACCGGCUCCGCAGGCAGCCCUCGCCGCCACCGCCUUCCAGCCCACAAUGAACAAUAAACGCCACGUCUUCAACCCACCCCACAUGGCCGUGCUGCGAAGGGCCCCCCCCCGGGGGUGCAGGCGAGCUGGGAAGGUCAUUGCCGUGGAUGGUUCACGUGGAGGCUGGGAUGUUGAGUGUCCCCGUGGCCUUCGGGCGGUGCUGGAGCAGAGCUGGAGAGCCCUGCUGUGUAGGGAAGCUUUGGGUGACCCCGUGCCGGAUCGCCGGCCUUUCGCUUGGUUUGCUUGGUUGCAGAGAGCUCACGUCGUGAGUCGGUGUCUCUUUGGGUUUGUAGGCUGUACAGGGCAGAGAUUGGGGACGCAACGGUGCAGACUUUGGGAUUGCUUGGUCUCGCUCAGCCCCAAGAGCUGAGCCUUUAGGAGAUGCUGUGGACUUCAAGGGCGGGUCCCCAGCUGUGUGCCCCGUGCUCUCCAUCAUCCCUGCCCAGCCAGUUUCUCCUGCAUGUCUCAGGCUGCAUUGGUUCCCCAUCCCAUCCCUGCUACCACCCCACAGAAAGGAACGCUGCCUGCUGCUUGCAGAGGUGCUCGUCCUCUCUGGUGCAGGGUUUGCUUUUUUCGGUUUCAUUUCAGACUUCAGCAUAGGAUUGUUUUCAGGUGUGUGCCCUGCCUGCUUUGUGGGGGAGGAGGGCUUUGAACACCCCUGAUUCCCCCACAACUGCUUUCUGUUCUGCUCCCUUCCCACAACAGACGUUACCUGUUCCCACCUCUCUAUCCCCUACCCCUGCUUCCCACACUGAUACUUUUAGCCACAUUUUCAGCCCAGGGCUCAGCGUGAGGCCAGCAAAGCCCUCCGAGUCCCCGACGAGCCCAGGACAGGCUGUUUGGGGACAGGGCUGGCGAAGCCUGGGCAGUGCCUGGUGCCGAGCCCAACUGUGAGGGUCCCCUCUUGAGUCACCCCGAGCCCUGCAGCACACCGCUGUCUCCUACACCACAUCACGUUGUCCCCACCGCCAAAGCCUCAUCCCCAUGGCACUACAGAUACAGAAGCCACGAGGGAGCGUUUGCCCAUGAACUGGCAUCCCUGAAGCUCUGUCACGCCUCACUCCCAUCAGCACAGAGCAGGACUGACCCCAGGGCCAGCUCCAGUUCCCACCGGCGCACUGCAGAGGAUGCAGCAGGACCGAACCCAGUGUUUUCCUUUCCUGCGUGGGUGGCUCAGACCUGGUGUUUGCAACACAGCACGUUCAAGCAGGAAGCUCACUGUCACCCAUGCCAUGGUGAGGACCGAAGCAGGGCUCAGGGCCUGAGCGGAGCACAUGGACAAGCAGCAGUUGUGCUCACCUGUACCAUACACGUGUCCUGGCAAAGGGCUCAGCGCAGGUGCAGAACUGCACGGUGCAGAUUCGAGGUCCCCAAGCAGCACAGCCACCUGCAGGAGGACACACGGAGUGGCCGCGGUUUAACACGAGCACCCAGGACCCAGCUCGUGCUGCACAGCGCUGGGUGUAAGCAGCGUGCAGAAUUCUCAAAGCUGAGUGCAUUGGAAAUGUGUUCUCACCGCCCUGCACGCUGUGCUGGAUGCCCACCCCGUGCAGGGCUCUCUGGGCAGCACAGAGGGGUCUCACCGGGCUGAAUGUGCCGGGGCCACCUGCGUCAGCCCUUUGUUGGGGAGGUGGCCGCGUUCGGGUGAUUUUGUUAAGAUGGUUUUAAUCAUUUUUAGUAUUAAACACUUGUCUGUGCA
Messenger RNA from Meleagris gallopavo (turkey), 2411 nucleotides. Lineage: Eukaryota; Metazoa; Chordata; Aves; Galliformes; Phasianidae. The record is from RefSeq and is a predicted model, not a curated record.